Molecule: messenger RNA, 1549 nt
Organism: Nanorana parkeri
Lineage: Eukaryota; Metazoa; Chordata; Amphibia; Anura; Dicroglossidae
Product: t-SNARE domain-containing protein 1-like
Exons: 11
Biological process (GO): vesicle-mediated transport; intracellular protein transport
Cellular component (GO): nucleus; membrane
Molecular function (GO): SNAP receptor activity
Source: RefSeq, a predicted model, not a curated record
AUGGAGCGGCCCAGCCAGUCUCCAGACCUUCAUCCUAUAGAACAUUUAUGGGAGGAGCCGAAACUUCGAGUUGCCGAGCGACAGCCAAGAAACCUGAAGAAUCCAUCCUCAGAUGUGUGCAAACCUGAGACACACACAGAGCUCAGAGAGCAUCUACACUUCACGCAGCAGGAGACCAACAACACUGUAACUUCCAGCACCAGCCCGAUCCGCCAGCUGUCCGAGAUCGUCAGGGGAUCCACUCGGCAAGACCGCCUUCAGCUGGACAGAAUAAAGAGCCAACUGUCAGAUUCCAUCCAGCGCUAUGGCAACGUGCAAAAGAAAAUAGCAGAUAAGUCGAAAUCAUUGCUCAGCGGAGGACAGAAAAAUCUCAAACAAAGUCCCCGUACUCCGUUUUCAGAUAUUGCGGAUGAUGAAAAGAUUUUUAAUGGUGGUGGUGAACAGUGGCAGAAGCAGAGUGAAGACCAGGAUUUGUCAGAGAUCACCGAAGAGGAUCUUGAGCAGAUUCGCAGAAAGGAGGAAGGCGUGAAACAGAUCGAGAGUGAUAUGCUGGAUGUCAAUCAGAUUAUGAAAGAUCUGGCAUCUAUUGUCUACGAACAAGGUGAUUCUGUAGAUAGCAUUGAAGCCAAUAUUGAGACCGCUUCCUCCAACGUUGAGUCUGCCAAUCGUCAGUUGGCCAAAGCCAGCCAGCACCACAGGCGCAACCUUAGGAUGGCCUGUGCACCCCGCAAGAGAAAGGAGAAGUUUUCUCCUUUGGAACUGGAAAUUUUGGUGGCCGAAGUAACCAAGAACCACUCGAAACUCUACGGGAGCGAGAGGGUCAACCUCAGCCAGCCGGCCAGAGAGAGGAUCUGGUUGGAGAUCGCCAAGAAGAUCAACGCGGUGGCCAGGUCCCCGAGGACCACCAGAGACCUGAGGAGGAGAUGGGACGACAUGAAAAGGCGGACUAAAGAGAAGCUGGCCAUUAUAAAGAGAUCCGUUGUAUCCGGAGGCGUCAGGAGCCCGCCGGGGAUGCACAACGACACGAACAGCGACGUUUACCCCGGCUACGGUGACGACGAUGACGACGACCACGAUGACGUUGACGUGGAUCUCGACGCGACUCACAUAGCUCUGGAGCUGCAGUCAGAUGAAGAGGAAAAUGGCCCAGGUUGCACGUGGGUGCCUCUUAAAACUAUAGAAAUGGUCACUACCGAGCCAGACCUGUCUGACCACCCGGUGAUUAUUCAGACCUCCGCGUCUUCCCCGUCGCCUCCUUCCUCCCCUCGGAACCGGGCCAAGUCCACCUACAUGAGGCGGCUCUCUCAGACGGCUUCGCACCCGCGCCGCAAGCAGCACGAGGUCUCCGAGUUCGAGAAGCAGCUCAUGGAGAGCCAGAUCCAGCAGAACACCCUUUUGUCUUCUUGGUACCAGCAGCAGACUUCUCUCAUGGUGCAGCAGAACCUCAUCUUGGAAAACCUGGUGGAGCAGAGCAGGCGAUUGGCGGACAACGUGGAGGUUUUAAACCAGACCUUGGAAAGGAUGGCGGACACCAACCACUCCCGCAGGG